AUUCGGCCAUUGGAAUCGUCCGCUCUUGAUCUUCCACACGCCCAGCUCCUUCACCGCCACGGUUCAUUCGCCCCGUCUAUUCUUGGAACCUUCCCCGCCUUCUAGUUGCUGCACAUGUUCCAUGCCAUUCCUCCCUCCUUUCACCUCCGAGUAUUUAUACGGCCUCGUGGCUCGACAGGUCCUCUGCAACAGUCAAUAGUUCUACUUCAACGCAACGCAGCACAGGCAACGUUGGUUGAUCAAGGAGCUGACCGAAUCCAGCAAUGGCGGCGAGGGCUGCAGGUACCGGCGGGCUGCUCAGAGCGACCACCGCCAAGGGAAGCCGCCUGCCGUCGUCGUCCCCGGCGGCCAGCCGGCCGUCGUACCGCAUCCCGUCUCUCAAGUUCCCGUUCCUGUGGGACACCAAGGCGAGGCAAGGGAAGAUCAGCCGCGCCGCCGAGCAGAGGGCGGCGCUGAUCACCCUGGGAGCGACCACCACCAGCACCACUGAGGAGAAGCAACGCCUGCCGGGGGAAGCGGGCAGCGUGGAUCUCUUGCUGCCUCUGGCGUACGAGGUCACCCGGAGGCUGGUGCUCCGGCAGUUGGGGGCGACGUGGCUGGCCCUUACGCGGCGUCGCUGGGCCAAGGUCGUCGAGGCCGUUAUCCACCAGGGCAUCGUCAGAUGCCAGUCGUUCACGCUCAUCGGCGUCGCAGGAUCGCUCCUCGGUUCAGUCCCAUGCUUCCUCGAGGGUUGUGGCAUUGUUCUGCAGUCCUUCUCCUUGCAGUUCCGUGCCAUGUCGCAGACGAUAGAUCACGCCGAGAUCAUCAAACUUCUCAUCGAAGCAUUAGACAUGUUUCUGAUCGGCACCGCCCUGCUCACGUUCGGCAUGGGGAUGUACGGCAUGUUCUACGGCUCCCAGCGCGUCCAGGAGCCCAUCUACGAGAGGCUGAAGAAAGGGACGAGGAUCCGGUCCGUCACGCAGGCCAAGUCGAGGUUCGGCCACGCCGUGAUCCUGCUGCUCCAGGCCGGCGUCCUCGAGAAGUUCAAGAGCGUGCCGCUCGUCACCGGCCUCGACAUGGCCUGCUUCGCCGGGGCGGUGCUCGCGUCCUCCGCCGGCGUCUUCCUGCUGUCAAAGCUCUCAGCACAUCCGCAGCCAUGCAAGCAAACCUCCUUCGCGUGAACGUUCGCGUGAACGUGUUCGAUGUCACUGCAAAACAUGCAAUAUUCAUUUGUUCUUUCAUUUCAACUUAGCAAAGCAAGAAAUAGUACUUACUAAUAGAAAAAUCAAAACCUGUGAAGCUGGUGUGCCUUUUUCGUCUUUUCUCUCACUGCCGGUAGCGGUUUAAUUUGUAGCUUGAGAGCAAUGUUAAUAAAGAUUCUCGGGGUAGAAAGAAAAGACACUACAAAAAUCA
Messenger RNA from Triticum dicoccoides, 1392 nucleotides. RefSeq lists its product as uncharacterized. The record is from RefSeq and is a predicted model, not a curated record. The transcript has 3 exons. Bases 264 to 1160 code for a protein of 298 amino acids. NCBI's taxonomy places the organism in Eukaryota, Viridiplantae, Streptophyta, Magnoliopsida, Poales, Poaceae.